Messenger RNA from Dicrocoelium dendriticum, 4835 nucleotides. Lineage: Eukaryota; Metazoa; Platyhelminthes; Trematoda; Plagiorchiida; Dicrocoeliidae. The record is from the annotation of a GenBank genome assembly.
AUGAUGGCCCCUACAACGACCGUGCAAAACAUCAGUUUGGAAGAGUAUUUGCACGAGUUUCGAACGAUUGCAGAGGAGCCAAUAUUCCGAACAACUCAGAAGGGCUUGGAACUGGAAUUGAGUGAGCAACGACAUGCUAGAGAUUCUAUAGAAUGGGUUUCGAGGGGAAUUCUGCCAGAGCACACACACAUACUGGCUGACUUGCAAAAUCUGCAAGAAAGUAUUGAAGAAAACGAGGCGGGCUUACACUACUUGGCGGGCAUUACCGAAUUGGAAAAACUAUAUUCCAGUGUUUCCACCUGGACUUCAAGUAGAGCUCUCGACCUAUCAAUGAAGGUUAUGCAAUCGACGUAUUCAGCUCACGAUCUGACCCCGGAGGUUGAAGUAAGUUGGGAUAACAUUCAGAAAUACGCCGAACUGGCCAACGUGCAUCUUAGACACGCCUUGGAAUAUCACAAGUUUUACUAUCGAGCGAAACUUCUCAAAACAAAAAUAACAGAAACAACGGAAAAUAUUUGCGAGCAAUUCAGAGACGAUCACUGGGAAUAUUGCGAUGGCACUCCAAGAGAAGCCAAGAUACUGAGUGAUAUUUUAAAGCAAUCCUUCGAAGAAUUCAGGCAGCAAACAAGUGAAAUGAUGUAUCUAAAUUCACAGGCAAAGUCAGUCGUGCCUAUCUACAUGCGGACCCAACCACUUGCGAAGGAAGUCAGAGGCGUCAUGCUAUGUGAUUACGAUGUGGGUGACAUAAAUUACCGCGCGGGGGACCAAAUUGUAGUUUUGCGAAAUGUUGUCCCAUUUGAUACCCUGUCUAACUCACUGGAACCAAGUUCAACCAUCUCCGACGUUCAAAUGGAUCGGCAGGUAGUAACUCAUAUGUCCGAGAAUACUUCCACUGAAACCAUCGAGAUUAUUGACAUGUCUGGAGAAGAUAGACUGGAUGGCUUAGAUCAGUCCAGCUCGGUUGCUGGAUUUGAUCGUACUAUUUCCGAAGGAAGUGGUCUCGACAAAAACGUCACUCCAUUCUGGUGCAUUCGGGGAUUAGAGGAUUCGGAGGAGAGAACUGUGCCGGCAGUCUGUGUGUGGAUCACCGAACAUGAUACAGAUGCAGAUAUCACGACUUCCAGGUUGCAAGAGGAGCUGUUGGAAAAUUGGAACAUUGCAAUCGAUGAGCUUUUUACCGUGGCCUGCUAUUUUCUGAAACAAUUCCUGAACAAAAUCAUUGAUAGUGGGGGCGUCUGUGUCUCCGAUUCACAAUCCCUGCUUCAACUGUUCGAUUUGAUCGAGGAAUGCUUUCCGGUUUUGCCAUGGCAACCAUACAACAAGGAGCUAGCUAGCCUGUUGGAGAAGGCUCGCAUCAUGUGGACAAAAGUUCCCACCGACGAGUUGGAAAACGGAGAAUUUUCACUGAAGCGUGGUGAAAUAGCGCAGUAUACCAAGAUCUACAAGCUGCUUAUCACACCUUACACCGACACACACACCACAAAGACAACACCCACUCUCUGCCACGCACAUUCACAAGCACUUCUCACCAAAUAUACCCAGGAACUUCACACACAGACUACACAACACAACCACGUCGACGCCGCAUCACAACACCAUCUACAACCAACACAAACACCACUCAUCGACGUCAACAAACAACUCAAAUGGACGCCAGAGACCGCACCACUCCUACAAGCACACACACAUUCCAUACUACACACCACUCCACUCAUACAUUCCACUACCAACAAAACCACGGAGCACAUACAACUAACAAACACUGCCGCCACACAAACCACUACCACCAAAUCUAGCACACAAUCCGUACAACACAUACAAGCCACACCAACUACACCACACAUCACAAACACCUCCGCCACAUACACUACUACUCAGACACCUUACACCGACACACACACCACAAAGACAACACCCACUCUCUGCCACGCACAUUCACAACAACUAACACAACCAAUAAAAACCUCCACUACCAUUGUCAAACACGCCGACACACACACCACUACCACCAAAUAUGCACACGCCGCAUCACAACACCAUCUACAACCAACACAAACACCACUCAUCGACGUCAACAAACAACUCAAAUGGACGCCAGAGACCGCACCACUCCUACAAGCACACACACAUUCCAUACUACACACAACUCCACUCAUACAUACCACUACCAACAAAACCACGGAGCACAUACAACUAACAAACACUGCCGCCACACAAACCACUACCACCAAAUCUAGCACACAAUCCGUACAACACAUACAAGCCACACCAACUACACCACACAUCACAAACACCUCCGCCACAUACACUACUACUCAGACACCUUACACCUACAGAAGCAUUACAAAGACGGCGUCCGCUCUCUUCCAGGCACAUUCUCAUCUACUAGGACAAGGAAUCAAAAGCAGCACUGCUGCUUUGAGACACGCGGACACACACACGACUGCCACGGUAUUUCGCGACGCCGCGAUGCAGCAUGGCUUAGAUCGCACGGUAACGAUGCUUACCGGGGACAGCAUGGAGCUCCAUUUUGGGCGUGGUGCUACACCACUUGUACAUGUGCAGAAGCAAUAUACUCUGGGAACUUCGUCCUCGCCAUCCACCUGUGUUACGGACUUUAACCGCCAUAUCUUUAUGUCCAAAGCAGCUUCGCUGUACCGUCCUAUAUUAGUUAGUUCGUCUUCCAGACUGUUUUUGACGGAUUCUGUUUGCGUAACUUCUUCAUGUUGUGGUGAAUAUCCGGUCCCGCAGCUCACAUCGCGUUUGCGUUCUCCAAUAGUAUGUGAUUUCGGUUAUCCGUUCAUCGCAACAAGACCGCUGCUUACCUGUGCUGAUUCUUUCACUCAGACGAUCAACGAUGCAGUGACAUUUGUACUGACUGAGCGUUUCACUGAAACGUCCGAAAGCGUCGUCUCAAAUUUGGAGUAUCUUGUUUCCUCCGAGUCGGAGCGUGAUUUGCAAGAAAGACAGUUCUGCAGGUCAGAUUACAUGGUUGAUUGGGCGAAUAUGCAUCUCGAUUUCGCCCGGUUUGAAAGCGAGUGGCAAGUUACGGCUGACGAGUUCUACAGAACUUUUCGGGAAGUGGGCACCAGUUUCCGGCCAGUGUCCCCCGAAAGAGCUGAAGUCGGAGUGUUUGCUUGCAUGCGAGUGACAGAACCGAGAGUCUUCUCCGUUCAGGCAAGGGGGACAUUGACCAAGCAGAUCAAGGAGGCCGGUGUGAGCGUAGGAGUUGGACAAAGGAGUGUAUACUGUCAAGUGACACAGCCAACCACCUACAACCGAAAGUUCACACAUGCAGGCGUGCAGACUGAUCUAUCUAAAGAUGCGCCCAGUGAAGCUACCACAAAAUUGAAUAUAGUGGCUACAAAAACCGUGGAGUCAAUCGAAGCAAUCAGUACCCGGCGAGGAUCUGCAAGAGGAACCAGCAAGCGAUUCGCAUCCGACAGGGACAUCAGUCAAUAUUAUGUCCCUGAAGUAAAAUCAAUUCUGUGCUCCGUACUGGAACGUACAGUUCAAUACGAAAUGAUGGAAGCUAGGAGAGAAUGUGAAAUCUAUUGGACUGAUCAUAUUCAAGAGAUGACAAGCUCCAACACAGGACUUCGGAAUCCGAUAGGCACUGCUGUCCGCUCAGGGUGGUGCAGGGCUGGUGACCAAGAGAUGUAUAUCGACCCAGAUACUGGAGCCCCAGUCCUGAUGGAGGACGCUCAAGCUGAAGGGUUUGUCACAAUGACCGCUUCCGAUCCCAUUUUCGACAACAGAGUGCGAACUGAGGAUUUGCCAAGUCUUGUGUUGAUAGAAAGAAUAGCUUACAGUUGGCGACCGGCAAGAAUAAUUGGUUUCGUAGACACGAAAACUGGCAGGCAAUAUACAGUAGACGAAGCAUACUACCGUGGAUACAUAUACCUAUCAGAUGAUAAGGUGUACAUCUACGAUAGGGCGAUAAAAUGUUGGAUAUCAACAGAAGAAGCUGCUGGUAGAGGCAUAGUCGAGUUGGAGCCUGUUGAUCAGUCGGAAGAUAAGGGUGAAGUUAUCGAAGAAACAUAUUCAUAUCGUGUCUUCCGUAUCACUGCUGUGAGGCCGGGAGGCGAACCAAGCGCUUGGUUGGAUCCACUAGACGCGUCUAGCAUCGGCUUAUUUAACUGGAAGACGGGAGACGUGGCCACUGAUUGGCCGGCUAGACCAGAGAUGCCUGUUCCGGGUUGUUACCCAAGCACUAUGUCCGCCCGGUUCAUGCCCACCCACUGGUGUUCGCUUCUGACAGCACGAAAAGCUGGUUGGUUGCGUCUACAAGCAGAGUUGAAUCCAGAAGACUGGGUGCUUCCGACGCCAAUGUCAGGGUCUGAUGUGAAUUACAUCGUGCUGGCAAAGUAUGACCAUCUAGUCGUCCCAAGUGCACUACCUGUCAGUACUCGAGGAUCUCCCAUCCACGCUAGUUAUUCGCAGUCACCAUAUAGCCCCCUGCAUUUUUCACCUACUCAAACGUGUCAUCAAAGAAGGAGGAAGCCAAAGGACACCAUAGGCAGAAGUCAUGGAAAAUCCAGGGCUAGAUCGGAUGCACACCUACAAGCAGGCGUACAAAUGCAUACGCUCAAUGAGUACCAAGAUGCAAGGAUUUUCGCUGGAAGGGCAUCUCAAAGACAGUACCUGUCAGACCAACAGAUCAGUGCUCUGGAAGAAACAUACAUGUCGCAAGAUUUUGACAAUCGCGACUAUGGCUAUGGAGCUCUGAUUUAGGGCCAUGGAAGUGCCUGUGGAAAACACUGGCUUUUUAUGUUUUAAUAUUUAUAUUUAUGGCAUUCAGAACAGCACUACGACAAUAAUACAUACUUUUAAAA